This is a messenger RNA of Didymodactylos carnosus, 1723 nucleotides long. The record is from the annotation of a GenBank genome assembly. NCBI's taxonomy places the organism in Eukaryota, Metazoa, Rotifera, Eurotatoria, Philodinida, Philodinidae.
AUGAAUACGCAUUCGCACAACCUUAAAUCACGGUCACAACAAGAUUUAUUCGAAUUAUCAACGAAAUCAUUGAGAAUAUCUUUGUCCAUUUCUUCAACUACAAAAUCUGCUAGGCAGCAACCUACGUUAAAAAAGAACGCUGAACCUCGGGGGACAUUGGUUGCUGAGAUUGAACAAGCGCCGAUUCUUGAUAUUGAAAUACGAACAAUUAUGAACUCUGAAGAAUUGUCAAAAACUGUUAAGCAAGAUUUGCUUUUUCAUAGUCCAGAUAAGUUAAAUAGAGUAAAUUUGGAGCAACAGUCAAGGUCUUCGUUAUUGGUUAUGAAUGAUAAGGAACAUCAACGACAUGAUGAAUGUCAACUUGAAAAGGAAGCAGUGGUAACUGAUAGUAUACUGAAUGAUGGUUUACAGGAAAAUGGUGACCAAAAAUUGAGCAAUGGAAUUGAUAACUCAAAUGAACAAAUUGAUUCGCCGAUAACAACAGUAUUGGAUAAUGAUAAAACUGAAUUAACAGAUAUACCACAUGGGACACACGAAACGUUAACAUCAAUAUAUUUACGAGAUCAUUUAGGAUUAAGCGAGAUAUCUAUGUUUGAUGAAAAUUCGAAGCUACAUGUUAAAGAUUGGUUAUCGGCACAGCGUUUGGGAGGAUUAUUUAAAGAAUGGUAUUAUGACAAUAUAGAUGUGAUCGACAGUUGGACUACAUUUAAAGAACUAUUAAUUCAGCAAUGUGUAUUACGUACUGCAGGCGUGACCGUGGUAACAACACAACAAUCAUUAAAUAGUGAAACUAAAAAAUAUUCAUCAUUUGAAUUUGACCAUGCAUUGGAACAACAACGAACUGUGACUGGUAACAAUCAAUCACAUGUGACUCCAUCAGAUGAAAUAACUUCACCCUUAGUUAGUGGCCAAUAUUUGACACGACAGCAUAUUUCGUCGUCUCAUCCAACCAUCAAAAGCAAAGCUAUGCAACAAUAUUCAGAUCCAAUGCUAACAAAGAAUUUAACGCCUCAACAGCAACAAUCAUCGGACAAUCCUGUAAUGGAAACAAAAAUAAAUAAUAAUAAAACAACAUCGUUAGAUAUUAAUAAAAUUGCUCAGAAUGUGUGUAAAUUUUCUGAUGUACAAGGGUUUGUGGAUGCUUGGAAAUGGUUGAGUGAGGUGAAUAACAUAUUCGAUGGGUUACAGUUUAAUUCAAUACAAAAGCAACAAAUGGUGGAUAAAAUAUUAAGUGGUAGUGUUCUCAGAUGGUAUCGUAAUAAUAGCGAAAGGAUGAAAGAUUGGAAUAUGUUCACGAACGAAUUUGUACACAGAUAUGUUUUGCAACAGCCACGAGAUCAACGAGAUAAACUGAUGGAAAAAGAAUUGCUGAAUAGCCAAUCAGAUAUAAAGUUACCUGCUCAAAAAAAGCAGCAGCAAUCAUCGGACGAUCUUGGAGCCUUUGGUAUUAGGCCCACAUUUGUUUCUAUGAACCAUAGUCAUCCAACGAAUGUAGGUGCGGGACAACAUGCAGUAACAAUACCACCGAGUCAACAAGUGAUGAUUAAUGCUUCGAAUCCAUUGCACGAUAUGAAAGAUUUUGUUAAACCGUUUUAUGGGAGUUCGAAAGAAAAUGCAAAGACAUGGCUAGAUGAUGUUAUUCACUACUUUGAUGUUAGUCAAUUAUCAGGUGACAAAGAUCAGCAAUGUCGCCAAUAUGCUCCCAUUUUUGUUAAAAGGACAA